Molecule: messenger RNA, 708 nt
Organism: Penaeus monodon (black tiger shrimp)
Lineage: Eukaryota; Metazoa; Arthropoda; Malacostraca; Decapoda; Penaeidae
Product: TWiK family of potassium channels protein 7-like
Exons: 2
Coding region: 26-475 (149 amino acids)
Biological process (GO): potassium ion transmembrane transport; stabilization of membrane potential
Cellular component (GO): membrane
Molecular function (GO): potassium ion leak channel activity
Source: RefSeq, a predicted model, not a curated record
UCGCCGCGGCUUCACCCACGUCUUCAUGUUCCUGAUCCUGGCCGGCUACACUGCCCUCGGCGCCCUGCUCUUCAUCGCCAUCGAGUCGCCGCACGAGACGGACGAGAAGAACGACAUCGACGAAGCGAGGCUGCGGCUGAUGCGAGGGCUGUGGGACGAGCGCAACAGCGGGGGGAACUUCACCGACUGGGAGGCGCUGGCCAAGGACCUCCUGAAACCGUACGACGAGCAGCUGUACCACUCCUUCACCAUCGGCGUCUCCCCGGACACUGACACGAAGGUCUGGACGUUUUGGAAAGCGAUGUUCUUUUGUUCGACCAUCACCACGACUAUCGGUGAGUUGCUGUAUGUUUUUAUUUUAUUUUAUUUUUAUUUUGUUUUAGUGUGGGUGUCGUUUAUAUUUUUCGUCCGUUUUAUUCAAGGGGUGUUUAUAUUUUUUGUCUUUAUUUUGCUGUUGUUGUUGUUGAUUUUAUAAGGUGGUUUUCGUUGCUUUUUUUCAUGAAUUCUGGUGAAAUUUAUCUUUUAUUUCUUUAUUGCCUUUUUAUCAUCCACGAAAAGAAACGAAAGAAAGAAAACUUUCACUUUUCGAGCGAAAAAAUAUCCAGGUUUCACUAUAUCGCAAAGAAUAUCAAAGUACCUUUUAUCAUGCGAAAAAAUAAUGAAUACAUUUUAAGAGUUCACGAGCACACGAAUCAUUAAUAUGAUAUU